Molecule: messenger RNA, 568 nt
Organism: Gopherus evgoodei (Goodes thornscrub tortoise)
Lineage: Eukaryota; Metazoa; Chordata; Testudines; Testudinidae
Gene: NDUFB1
Product: NADH:ubiquinone oxidoreductase subunit B1
Exons: 3
Coding region: 331-507 (58 amino acids)
Cellular component (GO): mitochondrion
Source: RefSeq, a predicted model, not a curated record
UUUGCCUCGUGCUGGUCGCUGGCCGUGGCGCCUUUUUGGCUGGGAACACAGCUCCGGCGCGCGGGGUGGGCCGGGCCGGGCCGGGCCAGGCCAGUCGCUGUUAGUGCGGUGUGCGAGGGGGCUACAGCAAUAAUACUGGGCCCGUGUGGAGUGGCUCUCGUCCUCGGAUCGUGUGGGACCUACACCGUAAUGCUACUGGGAGCAGCCGGGGCCCUGUGCUAGGUGCUGUACAAGUUGAGUGGCUGACGCCUAAGUUCCAGAGUGAUGGACAAACCAGGAUAAAUUAGGCAGCAGAACACUUAACUUGCUUGUGGGGCCUGAUCUGCAAUCAUGGUGAAUUUUGUCCAAGCUGUGCGUGAAUACUGGGUCCAUAUUUUGUGUCCCAUGGGAUUUGUUAUUGGAUGCUAUCUGGACAGAAGGAAUGAUGAAAAACUAUCAACUUUCAGAAACAAGAGCAUGUUAUUUAAAAGGGAAUUGAAACCUGGUGAAGAAGUAACCUGGAGAUAAAAGCUGUCUGUGAAAUGGGAAAUGCUUCCAUGUAAUUAAAUUAGCGUGUAUAACAAGUGGA